This is a messenger RNA of Cyprinodon variegatus (sheepshead minnow), 3276 nucleotides long. It is a transcript of the gene mbtps1, whose product is annotated as membrane bound transcription factor peptidase, site 1. The transcript has 22 exons. Gene Ontology annotation, biological process: proteolysis. Gene Ontology annotation, cellular component: Golgi apparatus. Bases 52 to 3276 code for a protein of 1074 amino acids. Lineage: Eukaryota; Metazoa; Chordata; Actinopteri; Cyprinodontiformes; Cyprinodontidae. The record is from RefSeq and is a predicted model, not a curated record. Gene Ontology annotation, molecular function: serine-type endopeptidase activity.
UCAACCUCUGAUGUGAUAAAACAGUUUGUGCUUCUUUCUUUACGAACCAAAAUGGUUCUGUUCUCGUUGCUGGCUACCAUGCUUCUGACGCUGCUGGCAGGGCUCUUGCCAAUGGUGGGGACGCAGUCGGAACAGGAAGCAAACCCCAGAACCAACUAUCAGCCUCCCAACUUUGAGCCGCUCCCCUCACCUUCUGGUUCGAACUGCUCCCAGUUGACCCUAAAACUGGACUUUUCUUCUGAGGUGGUAGAAAAUGAGUACAUCGUCACUUUUACCGGGUAUUUCUCAGCCAAAGCCCGCAGCUUAUACAUCAGCAGUGCCUUGCGUGGAUCUGGAGACAAAAAGCUCGAGUGGCACAUUGUUCCCAGAGAGAACCCGGCCUCAGACUUUCCCAGCGACUUCGAACUGAUCCACAUCCGGCAGGCUUCAUCCAGCAGCCUGCUGACUCUAGAGAACCACCCUUACAUCAAGAGGGUGACUCCGCAACGCAAAGUUUUCCGAUCCCUCAAAUACAUUCCCUCACCUGAACCUGCUGCACCCUGUAACGGCACACCUGAUUCCCAAAAAUGGCAGUCGUGGCAGUCGUCUCGGCCCUUCAGGCGGACCAGCCUGUCACUCGGCUCGGGUUUUUGGCACGCCACCGGUCGGCACUCCAGCCGCCGGCUGCUUCGUGCCAUUCCCCGCCAUGUUGCUCAGAUCCUCCAGGCAGAUGUUCUGUGGCAGAUGGGACACACUGGUUCUGGUGUGAAGGUGGCGGUUUUUGAUACGGGACUGAGUGAGAAGCACCCACAUUUUAAAAAUGUAAAAGAACGAACAAACUGGACCAAUGAAAAAACUCUGGAUGAUGGCCUGGGUCACGGUACGUUUGUAGCAGGAGUUAUAGCCAGUAUGAGGGAGUGUCAGGGCUUUGCCCCCGACUCAGAGCUCCACAUCUUUAGAGUGUUCACCAACAACCAGGUUUCCUACACCUCAUGGUUUCUGGAUGCUUUCAACUAUGCCAUCCUAAAGAAAAUUGAUGUUUUGAACCUCAGUAUUGGUGGACCUGACUUCAUGGACCAUCCCUUUGUCGAUAAGGUCUGGGAGCUGACUGCCAACAAAGUCAUCAUGGUCUCUGCCAUCGGAAACGAUGGACCUCUGUAUGGCACCCUGAACAAUCCAGCCGACCAGAUGGAUGUGAUUGGAGUUGGAGGGAUAGACUUUGAAGACAACAUAGCAAGGUUUUCUUCGAGAGGCAUGACAACUUGGGAGCUGCCUGGGGGGUAUGGCAGAGUAAAGCCUGAUAUCGUAACCUACGGUUCAGGAGUUCGAGGCUCAGGGUUGAAGGAGGGAUGCCGCUCGUUGUCUGGGACCAGCGUGGCCUCUCCUGUGGUUGCAGGUGCCGUCACACUUUUGGCCAGCACCGUCCUCAACCGGGAGCUGGUAAACCCCGCCUCCAUGAAGCAGGCUCUGAUCGCCUCGGCCCGCAGGCUGCCCGGGGUCAACAUGUUUGAGCAGGGCCACGGGAAACUGGACUUGAUCCGAGCCUACCAGAUCCUUAACAGCUACAGACCCCAGGCCAGUCUCUCUCCCAGCUACAUCGACCUGACAGAGUGUCCGUACAUGUGGCCUUACUGCUCUCAGCCAAUCUACUACGGAGGCAUGCCCACCAUCGUUAACGUGACCAUCCUCAACGGCAUGGGAGUCACGGGCAAGAUCGUCGACAAGCCCAUCUGGCAGCCAUAUUUGCCUCAGAACGGUGACAACAUCGACGUUGCUGUCUCAUACUCACCUGUGCUGUGGCCGUGGGCCGGUUAUCUAGCCGUGUCCAUCUCUGUGGCCAAGAAAGCUGCGUCUUGGGAGGGUAUCGCUCAGGGUCAUGUGAUGGUCACAGUCGCAUCGCCUGCAGAGAAUGAUUCAGAAGUUGGAGGUGAGCUUACUUCCACUGUCAAACUGCCCAUCAAGGUAAAGAUAGUGCCUACCCCACCGCGCAGUAAGAGGGUGCUGUGGGAUCAGUACCACAAUCUGCGCUACCCCCCCGGCUACUUUCCCCGUGACAACCUACGAAUGAAAAACGACCCACUGGACUGGAAUGGUGACCAUGUCCACACAAACUUCAGGGACAUGUAUCAGCACCUGAGGAGUAUGGGCUACUUUGUGGAAGUACUGGGAGCACCUCUCACAUGCUUUGACGCCAGCCAGUAUGGCACACUGUUGAUGGUGGACAGCGAAGAGGAGUAUUUCCCUGAAGAGAUCACCAAGCUUAGGAGAGACAUCGACAACGGCCUUUCACUCAUCAUCUUCAGCGACUGGUACAACACAUCAGUAAUGAGGAAGGUCAAGUUUUACGACGAAAACACAAGGCAAUGGUGGAUGCCAGACACUGGGGGCGCUAAUGUACCAGCUCUGAAUGACUUGAUAUCAGUGUGGGGGAUGGCUUUCAGCGACGGCCUGUAUGAGGGGGAUUUCACCAUGGCCGAUCAUGAUAUGUACUAUGCCUCAGGCUGCAGCAUUGCCCGUUUCCCAGAAGAUGGAAUUGUGAUUGCCAAGAACCUAAAAGAUCAAGGUCUGGAAGUGUUAAAGCAGGAGACGGCGGUGGUGGAGGGAGUUCCCAUCCUGGGACUGUACCAAACCCCUUCAGAGGGGGGAGGUCGCAUUGCUCUGUACGGAGACUCGAACUGUAUCGACGACAGUCACAGACAAAAAGACUGUUUCUGGCUACUGGAUGCCCUGCUGCAGUAUACUUCUUACAGUAUGACCCCUCCCAGCCUCAGCCACUCCCACAGUAGAGUGGCGCCUCCAUCUGGUGCAGAGCGGCAGCUGCCGCUAAGACUGGAAGGGAACCACCUGUAUCGCUAUUCCAAGGUACUGGAGGCUCACCUGGGAGACCCGAAACCACGUCCCCUGCCAGCGUGCCCCCAUCUGUCCUGGGCAAAACCACAGCCACUCAAUGAGACGGCCCCCAGUAACUUGUGGAAACACCAGAAGCUCCUCUCUGUGGAUCUGGACAAAGUGGCUCUCCCUAAUAUGAAGUCCUACCGGCCCCAGGUUCGACCCCUGUCUCCUGGGGAGAGCGGGGCCUGGGACAUACCUGGAGGGAUAAUGCCGGGUCGCUACAACCAGGAAGUGGGUCAAACCAUCCCUGUGUUCGCCUUCCUGGGAGCAAUGGUCGUUCUGUCCUUUUUCGUGGUCCAGCUCACUAAAGCCAAGAGUAAACCCAAGCGCAGGAAACCCCGGAUCAAACGGCCCACAUACCUCCAGCAGCAGACGGCGACGGCGGGGAAAAACCCCACUGUGUGA